AAAAUGUACAAACUUUGAAACAAGAGCGAUAAGGUGCCGAAAGAGUGUAUUAAGAACCAAGAAAGUUGAGAACUCUUCAUCAAGAGCAAUUUUGAAGCUGAAGAGAACCUUUCAGAUGAUUUCCUGAGCGAGAAAGUCUCUACUUCUGAUGUGAAGAUCUCUGACAAACUUAUUAACAAUAUGUCCCAAAAUCCAUUUAAAACUAAAAAUCAACCAAAGUUGGGGGUAGAAUCUCUGAUUCCUAAUUCACUACCAAAAGAAUCUCUUUCCAAAUCGAAUAAAUCCUGCUUAGGCGCAACUAAAGACCAGACAACCACUAAACCACCCCCUCCAAAAAUGCUCAGAGAGCUAAAGAAGUUCAGAGGAGGGCAAAAAUUUAGUUCGCAACAAUACUCUUCCAAACCACUAUCGAACCCCACCAAGAAGCCUACUCUAAAGCAAGAUAUCACCGAUCUACUAAAACAAGCUAUGAAAAUCCGCCAAAACACCACCUCUUCCAAAGAAGCAAAGAAUUCUCAACCGGCAAAAACCAGUAACUAUGAGAGACAUCGAAAAGCCCUAAAACUCCUAUAUUCCCCUUCUGCCUUGGAACCGGUCCAUAACCUUAAUUAUUCUGAUAAUUCUUGAUUACUUUGAAUGGGGGUUUAUCUUAAGCUUAGAGAAGAAUCUGGUCUCCAGGUGUUGACCCAAGCUGGGCUCAGAGGAGGAGAAAUUGGGAAUUUGUACAGGGAAUAGGCCAAUAAAGGGAAAUUUUAAGGGAUUUAUGAAACAGAGGGGGAUUUUAAGAAAGGGGAUGAAAAUUAUAAACCUCCAGGCUGCAUAAACUUACAAGUCAAUGGGAGUUCUAAACAUCAGAGAAAAUAAGGUUCAGAGACAUUAGUUUAUUUGAAACAAAAUUUGAACAGUUCAAACUCUAUAUCAACUAUGAAAUUUGGACCGAUAAGUGGAAUUUAGCUGAUUUUAAGCAGUUUUCAUACACAUAAUCUGGGUAUCUAACAAGUUAAUUUGCCAUGAAUUGGUACUAGUUAU
This is a messenger RNA of Moneuplotes crassus, 1029 nucleotides long. Lineage: Eukaryota; Ciliophora; Spirotrichea; Euplotida; Euplotidae. The record is from the annotation of a GenBank genome assembly.